AACCCCUUUUUUCAAAAGCUGUGAGAUCUUCUGCAGAGAUACUGAGUCACAAGAAGAUCAAUACCGCACAGGGAGAUCUUUCUCUUCACCCAAACAGAGAAAGAGAAGCUUCAGCCUUUCAUUUCUUUGACUUCUUAUGGACAAGGGCUCACGUUGCUCCAAAAAGUUGGAGAGAGAGACUUGAGAGGGAGAAGAACAGGCGCUUCUUUUGAAUUUUGAGAAGGUGAUAAAGAGAGAUGGGGAAGGCUACAAGGUGGCUAAGGGGAUUGUUGGGUAUGAAAAAGGAGAAAGUAAAGGAACAGAGGGAGAAUCCAAAUUCAGUUUACAAUGACAAGAAGGAAAAGAAAAGAUGGAGUUUUGUCAAGUCCGGAAAGGACAGCAAUGCCCUGUCUCAAAUUCCAGUCAACAUUCCCGGGAACAUUCCGGUCGCUGAAGCAGACUGGUUGAGAUCCUACCUUGCUCAGAGCGAGAAGGACCAGAACAAGCAUGCGAUUGCGGUGGCAGCAGCCACUGCAGCUGCAGCUGAUGCCGCAGUUGCAGCAGCGCAGGCGGCUGUGGCCGUGGUGAGACUGACCAGCAAUGGAAGAGGCCUCAGUCUGUUUAGUGGAGGAAGAGAGAGGUGGGCCGCCGUGAAAAUUCAAACCGUUUUUAGAGGCUAUUUGGCCAGAAAAGCACUUCGAGCUUUAAAAGGACUAGUCCGGUUACAAGCUCUCGUCAGAGGUUAUCUUGUUCGAAAACGGGCAGCCGCAACACUUCAUAGCAUGCAAGCUCUAAUAAGAGCACAAACAGCCGCCCGAUCACAGAGGAUUCGCCGAUCUUUCAGCAAAGAGAACCGGUAUCAACCUGAAAUUCGAGCCCGGAAAUCCGUUGAGAGAUUUGAUGAUACUAGAAGUGAGAUUCAGAGUAAGAGGUAUUCAGCAUCAGUUGAAUAUGAUGACAGUCCAAAAGUAGUCGAAAUUGACACGUACAAGCCCAGAUCAAGAUCUCGCCGGAUGAAUGUUGACUUAUCAGAAUAUGGCGAUGAUUUGCCAUACCAAACCACCUCAUCGCCGCUUCCAUGCCCGGUUCCAACUGGAAUUUCAGUUCCCAGUUGCCAAAACUUUCAUGAUUUUGAGUGGUGCUUCACGGGUGAUGAAUGCAAGUUUUCCACUGCUCAGAGCACCCCUCGGUUUGCCAAUUCUGGCAGGUACUCCAAUGCUCCUGUCACCCCUUCCAAGAGUGUCUACGGAGACAGCUACUUCAGACCUUAUUCCAACUUCCCUAACUACAUGGCCAACACGCAGUCCUUCAACGCCAAGUCAAGGUCUCUUAGUGCCCCAAAACAGAGGCCAGAGCCAGGGGCAAAGAAGAGCCUUUCCCUGAAUGAAAUAAUGGCAUCAAGAAACAGCAUAAGCGGACUUAGGAUGCAGCAGUCGUGUUCUCAAGUUCAAGAAGUUUUGAACUUUUGAGAAUUAAGUUUAUGAAAUGUCCUCUGUAUUUGAGUGAGAAAUUGCUACUUGACUAUGGAAGUUGAAAAAGAAGCAAAACAGAGAGUUUCUACAACUUUUCUUUUCCACUUUUAGUGUGAACAAGCUAUAGGAUAGAACAGAAUGCUUGUGUAAAAUUCUUUGUUGUUAUUAUCUUACUGCGCUUUGACAAUUAAAAUGAAGCCUUCACAUUUUU
Rubroshorea leprosula is the source of this 1662-nucleotide messenger RNA. Lineage: Eukaryota; Viridiplantae; Streptophyta; Magnoliopsida; Malvales; Dipterocarpaceae. The record is from the annotation of a GenBank genome assembly.